CCGAGCAGCACGCAGCCCAGAUCGGAGCGCAUCUUUGAGAGCACAAAACAGCAAAGAGGGCAAGAAAAACAGGGCGAAAGUAAGCCUUGAGGAUGGGCUACUCCAGGACGUUGGUGCAAACGGUGAACCUCUACUUGACGAUGAAACUUCUCAUUUUGCUGACCGAAGCUACAAAAGCUGAGGGGAGCCUCAACAUGUGGAUAGAUGCUCAUCAAGCCAGAGUUUUGAUAGGUUUUGAAGAGGAUAUUCUUAUCGUUUCUGAUGGUAAAAUGGCUCCGUUCACUCAUGAUUUCAGGAAAGCCCAACAGAGAAUGCCAGCAAUUCCAGUCAACAUCCAGGCCAUUAAUUUUACGUGGCAGGCGAUGGGGCAGGCUCUGUAUUUUUAUGAAUUUCAAUCACUUCGGUCAUUGGAUAAAGAUGUUAUGGGAGAUCCAACCGUGAACAUUCCUUUGCGAGCAACAAUCUCACACAAGGCCACAGUUGUACAGAUUGGAUUUCCUUGCCUUGGCAGCCAGGAUGGGGUAGCGGCUUUUGAGGUCACUGUGGUCAUUAUGGAUGUUGAAGGGAAUGUUGUUCUUCGAACACCUCAUAAUGCAAUAUUCUUUAAAACUUGUCAAAGAGCCAAAUGCCCAGGGGGUUGUCGCAACGGAGGUUACUGUACAGAGAGACAGGUCUGUGAGUGCCCUGAUGGAUUCUAUGGACCUCAUUGUGAGAAAGCUCUUUGUGCUCCCAGAUGCUUGAAUGGAGGACUCUGUGUCAGUCCAGGCUUGUGCAUCUGCCCUCCGGGAUACUUUGGUAUUAACUGUGACAAAGCAAACUGCACGACAACCUGUUACAAUGGUGGAACCUGCUUUCAUCCUGCCAAAUGCAUUUGCCCACCAGGAUAUGAAGGGGAUCAGUGUGAAAUCAGUAAAUGUCGGCAGCCAUGCAGAAAUGGAGGGAAAUGCACUGGGAGAAACAAAUGCAAAUGCAUUAAAGGUUACCAGGGCGACCUGUGCUCUAAGCCUGUUUGUGAACCUGACUGUGGACCACAUGGAUCCUGUAUUGAGCCCAACAAAUGUGAAUGCAGGGAAGGCUGGCAUGGAAGACAUUGUAACAAGAGAUAUGGAGCCAGCCUAAUGAACACCCUGAGGUCAGCAGGCUUCAAGCACAGACAGCAUACGCCUUUACCUAAGGAGAAUGUUGAGAGUCACAUACCACCCGAAUCUAAUUACAUUUGGUAAAGGAAAACAUCUGAAACCUUUUUACUGUAUGUACAGUUUACGACUCCACUAACCCCACUGAGUACUAAGUUUAAAAAAAAUGUCUGUAAUGGAAAAACCACUCCUCUAUUUUGCCAUAUUAUCUUCAAGACUAUGCUUAUGUUGGAGCAAAAGCUCCCUAACUAUAUGAAAAUAUUCUUUCCAUCUUUUUCAUUUUAACAGAAUCACUGUACAUUUUUAGCUCAAAUAUUUUAAUAUUUACACUUAUGAAUUUAAAUUAAUGAACUUUUAGAUAAUAGCUACAUUUGAUGCAGCAAUAAACAUCAAAGAAGUAUUAUUUAUACACAGCAUCUGCUACUUACUGAAGCCAAGGUAGCUGGCACACCAGCCAAAAAGGGGUGCCAGUUUAUAUAUUUUAAAUAUGUAUAUAUACAUUUGUACACAAAAUACAUAUUAAACAAAUUAAAUAUUCAGAAUACCUUUGAUUUACAUCAGCAUUGAUAUUGCCUAGAGAUUAAAUACAAAGGCCACUUAAAGCCAAUUGUAGAGUAAUAUUAGCCGGUUCUGCAAGCCUUCCACUAGAAAGCAGACCUGUUUUUGUACUCUAUUCUAUAGUCUGAUAGACUUCACUGCAAUCAACAUAAUCUACAGUCUAGGCUUUUUGCUUUCUGGCAUGAAUCUGUACAAAUACAUUUCUCUGGAAUUCCUUGUAAGUGAAGGUAGACUGCAAUAUAUCACCAAAACCUCUUAAAUAAAGAUGUUACAUGACAGCAGACUAGACAUUUUGGUCUGAAAAGCUCUUAAAAACAGCCACAAAUUGGCUUAUUAGAUGAGGUGGAGAACUUGCAUUGGAAAAAUUUCAUAUUUUCUAAUUUUCUGAGUAAUAUUAGCCAUCAAAUGUUACCUUCACAUUUCAUUUUUUGUACCUUUUCUUAUUUUUCAAAAUGCUAUAAGACAUAACUUUUUAAUAUGUUUAAUUUACAAGGCAAAUUAAGAAAAUGCUGUAUGCAUCUGUAUAAAUAUGAACAAAAUAAAAACUUCCUAUCUCACAAAACUUUUGUUUUAGAACCUGGGCGCAGUAUGACAUGAUUUGGAAGUUUUCUUAUGGUUAUAAAUUUAUUUCUUGCUGUAUAAUUGCAUGCUGUUAAGUCUAUGUCCAACAUGUAGGAACAUUCAGCUGAUAUCUUGUAUCAUUGGCAGAACUGCACUGAAGUGCAAAUAUGCAACCUUUUUAUGGUUAUUCCCAUGUAACACAGAAGUUGAUGAUUAUAAGCCAAUAGUAUAUACUGUACAAUGGCUAUUUUAGAAAUAUACUAUAUGUUGCCAGAUAUUUGUAAAUUACUUUCAAAUUAACUUCAUGUCUGCUGUGAGUACCUAGCCAUGUUUGGAAGUUCAGGGCAUGUUGCAAUAUCCUUCACGUUGCAGCACUUACUGGUCUCCAUCUUAAGGAACAAAAUAAACCCUACAAUAAAGAAUUACAAGAUUUCAAUAUUUGAAAA
This is a messenger RNA of Carcharodon carcharias (great white shark), 2701 nucleotides long. It is a transcript of the gene wif1, whose product is annotated as wnt inhibitory factor 1. The record is from RefSeq and is a predicted model, not a curated record. Gene Ontology annotation, biological process: anatomical structure development. Gene Ontology annotation, cellular component: cell surface; extracellular region. Bases 93 to 1223 code for a protein of 376 amino acids. Lineage: Eukaryota; Metazoa; Chordata; Chondrichthyes; Lamniformes; Lamnidae. Gene Ontology annotation, molecular function: signaling receptor binding. The transcript has 10 exons.